CCCCGGUCAUUUAUGGCUCCAGCAGAGCAGAAGCGGAACCGAACCCGCCUCCUGUGGUUCUUAACUAGGACCAAACCACAGCCGUUAGCCGAACACCUCAACCCGGCGACGACGAACCGACAACCAGAACCAGCACCGGCCGGAGAGCAUGGGAAACACGGCUCGGAGGCUAAGUAGACCUCGACGCAGCUCAACCAACAAGGGGUCCCUGCAGUUUGAGGACAAGUGGGAUCUGAUGCGGCCCAUCGUCCUCAAGCUGCUCAGACAGGAGGCGGUCACCAAGCAACAGUGGUUCGACUUGUUCUCAGAUGUUCACGCUGUGUGUCUAUGGGACGAUAAAGGACCAGCCAAGAUCCACCAAGCCCUCAAAGACGACAUCCUCGACUUCAUCAAACAAGCACAAGCUCGAGUGCUGAGCCACCAGGACGACACCGCCCUCCUUAAAGCCUACAUUGUGGAGUGGAGGAAGUUCUUCACCCAGUGCGACAUCCUGCCCAAACCCUUCUGUCAGCUGGAGAUCACGCUGAUGGGAAAACAAGGCAGCAACAAGAAAACCAACAUGGAGGACAGCAUUGUGCGCAAGCUGAUGCUGGACACGUGGAACGAGUCGAUCUUUUCAAACAUUAAGAGCCGCCUGCAGGAGAGUGCCAUGAAGCUGGUGCACGCCGAGCGUCUGGGUGAGGCCUUCGACUCUCAGCUCGUGAUAGGUGUACGAGAGUCGUAUGUGAACCUUUGCUCUAACCCGGAGGACAAGCUGCAGAUCUACAGGGAUAACUUUGAGAAAGCCUACCUGGACUCCACAGAGAGGUUCUACAGGACGCAGGCGCCGUCCUACCUGCAGCAGAACGGUGUCCAGAACUACAUGAAAUACGCAGACGGGAAGCUGAGAGAAGAGGAGAAGAGAGCUCUGAGAUACCUGGAAACACGUCGUGAAUGUAACUCAGUUCAAGCACUUAUGGAGUGUUGCGUGAACGCUCUGGUGACCUCGUUCAAAGAGACGAUCCUCGCCGAAUGUCCAGGAAUGAUCAAACGCAACGAGACCGUCAAGCUGCACCUCAUGUUUUCACUGAUGGACAAGGUUCCCAGUGGGAUUGAGCCCAUGCUGAAGGACCUGGAGGAGCACAUCAUCAAUGCUGGACUAGCAGACAUGGUGGCUGCUGCCGAGACUAUCACUACUGACUCUGAAAAGUAUGUGGAGCAGCUGCUGACUUUGUUUAACCGCUUCAGUAAGCUGGUAAAGGAGGCUUUCCAGGAUGACCCUCGCUUCCUCACUGCACGCGAUAAGGCGUACAAAGCGGUCGUCAAUGAUGCCACGAUCUUCAAGCUGGAGCUGCCCAUGAAACAGAAAGGGGUGGGAAUGAAGACGCAGCCGGAGUCAAAGUGUCCGGAGCUGCUGGCGAACUACUGCGACAUGCUGCUGAGGAAAACGCCGCUCAGUAAGAAACUGACCUCAGAGGAAAUCGAGCUGAAGCUCAAAGAAGUGCUCUUGGUGUUGAAAUACGUCCAGAACAAAGACGUGUUCAUGCGUUACCACAAAGCUCACCUGACCAGGCGCCUGAUCCUGGACAUUUCAGCGGACAGUGAGAUUGAGGAGAACAUGGUGGAGUGGCUGAGAGAAGUAGGAAUGCCUGCUGAUUAUGUGAACAAGCUGGCCAGGAUGUUUCAGGACAUCAAGGUCUCAGAGGACCUCAAUCAGGUCUUCAAGGAGAUGCACAAACACAACAGGCUGGCACUGCCAGCCGACAGCGUCAACAUUAAGAUCCUGAACGCCGGCGCCUGGUCCCGCAGCAGCGAGAAGGUUUUCGUCUCGCUGCCCACAGAGCUGGAGGACCUGAUCCCUGAGGUGGAGGACUUCUACAAGAGGAACCACAGCGGUCGGAAACUCCACUGGCAUCACCUCAUGUCGAACGGCAUUAUCACCUUUAAAAACGAAGUGGGGCAGUACGACCUGGAGGUGACGACGUUCCAGCUCGCCGUGCUGUUCGCGUGGAACCAGAGACCCAGAGAGCGAAUCAGCUUCGAGAACCUCAAGCUGGCCACAGAGCUGCCCGAUGCGGAGCUGCGCCGAACACUCUGGUCUCUGGUCGCCUUCCCCAAGCUGAAGAGGCAGGUGUUGUCUUAUGACCCCCCGGUGAGCUCACCCAAAGACUUCACAGACGGCACGCUCUUCUACGUCAACCAGGAGUUCUCACUCAUCAAAAACUCCAAAGUCCAGAAACGGGGAAAGAUCAAUCUGAUUGGUCGUCUGCAGCUGACCACAGAGCGAAUGAGAGAGGAGGAGAAUGAAGGGAUCGUUCAGCUCAGAAUACUCAGAACUCAGGAGGCCAUCAUCCAAAUCAUGAAGAUGAGGAAGCGGAUCAGCAACGCCCAGCUGCAGACGGAGCUGGUGGAGAUCCUGAAGAACAUGUUUCUGCCUCAGAAGAAGAUGAUAAAGGAGCAGAUCGAGUGGCUCAUCGAGCACAAAUACAUAAAGAGGGACGAGGCGGACAUCAACACCUUCAUCUACAUGGCCUAGGCAGCGAGGAUGGAGCGUGUGUUUUGCUGUUUUUUACUACUGGCCUGCAUCUGGCGCUUUAAAACCUGUGAGAUUAGAUGGACUGAAAGGAUGUGUUAGAAGAAGAGGAGGGCCUGGUGAGCGCUGAAGGACACAGAAGAGCCUGUUCAACAAAAGUGUGGCUAUUGUUCGUGUUUGUGAGACGCCCGUGUGUUACCCGAGUGUCAUUUCAAGCCGUAGCGUUGAGUCAUCUGGCCGUGUGUUUGUCUCUGCUGCCCUCUAGUGUCUGCUCAGAGGAGAGGAACGGCGGUAUGUGCCGUCCACCAGCAGCCCAGAAGAAGAAGAAAAAAAAAUACUGAUGUAAUUGAAUACUUCCUGCCUUACUUUCAUCAGCAGCGGACCGCAGAGGAGGAGUUAGGGCGGAAAAAAGGACGACAAAGCUCAGAUCGGUCCUUCGCUGUCACUUGAUGCCACGGCUGCCAUCUUUGUGGCAGCCAUUCUGCAUCCCUCCUGCUCUGCACCGAUCGAAUCUUUGACGAGGGAAUGCAGAGGGAACCCUGCCAUCGAGGAGAGACGAGUUCAAACUACCGAGGAGUAUUUUGCCAAAUUGUGUGUGUGUGUGUGUGUGUGUGUGUGUGUGUGUUUGAGUGCAUGGUGUGUAUCUGAUCUUUUAGGUGUGUGUGUUUGUGUGCACUUUCAACAGCAUGCUGCUCUGUUUUUUUUGCCCUUCAGUGGAGAAUCUGUCACACUUUGGGGUUGUAUCUUAAAGGGUUGUAAUUCCAGUAUUUAGAUUUGGAUCCCCUCACCUGGCUGCAGGUGCCGUCUUUGCAGAGCCUCAAGAACAAAACGAGAAAGUGUAACUGCCCCAGUGUGUGAACUCUGGCCUGCACAAGCUCAGAUUGAAGCUCCACGACUAAAGUUUUACCUCAUUAAUGCUUCGAGUGCCCUUUUUUUUGCACAUUGGAGCACGCAGCUGCUGAAAUGUUUUUCUCCGAGCUCUGAACGAGCUGCUGGUUUUUGGGUCUUUUCCCAAAGCCGAACACUGUCUGAGUUACUGUGAUGUUCACACGGCUGACGUGACGUGUGUGCAGAAUCAAACCCACAGCACACAGAAAUAACCCUCAGCUCAUAAACCUUCAUAGUGUUUGAAGCAAAACAGGUUUAGUCAGGAACUCUCACGACUCUGCAGCCAUUACUUUAAUUCCAGUGAUCACAGGACAUAAAGCUGCAUGUGUACAAUCACCAGGUGAUCUCCGUGUCACAGGAAGCUCUAAGACAGGUGACUUUACCUCAAGAUACAGUUUUAAAAGCUUUUCCCGCUGUAAGCUGAACUUUGGCUGUGCCGACACGAUCGUUUCUCAUCCCACCUGAGCUCUGGUCUCCGUGCUAAUUCAUGUUGUAGAUGCAGUAAAACAGGAGGAAACUUCCCCCGUCUUUGUUACGAUAACGAGUAAAGGGAGACGGCGAGCCUCUAGGAGUACGGCGAUGUUUUAGGGCGACUGAAAAAAAAAUAUUCACAGGCUGUCGGGGGUUAAAAUUCAGAGGAGGAACGUCGUCGUUUUAGAGAUUAAAGCUGUAAAAUUACAAAGGAAAAAGCGUCACAUGACCUCAGUGACCUGCAGGCCAAAUAUGCAAGUAAAUGAUCCCCAGCGUGUUGUAGAGCUGAUCCACGUAAGGCUUUAAACACUCACAGGGAACCAUUACACUGUAUAUAAUUAUCAUAACCCCCCCACAGAGUGAGACCUCAGACAAAAGGCUUGUGUCCCGCGUCUGAGCGUUAACGAAUUUAGACCUGCACUGCAGUAACCACGAGGUCUCAUACAGUAAACCGCUGAGGCUGUGCUGCCAUAUUUGAUGCUCAUCUUUGCAGUCUUUGCUUUGGUGGAGGGCAGCAGAAAUGCCUCUGCACAGGAAACGAGUUCUUCUGUUUGUCCUGUGGUGAUUUGGCUCUGCAGGCUCUGCGUUCUCGCGCUGACUGACAGAGUGGAAAUGAGUAGAUUCGUUUGGUUACAGGGAGCUGAGGGCGCCGGCUGUCUCGCUGCCUCUUUGAUGUUUUCAUGUGUUUUAGCUCAUUCACGCUGGAUGGAGGCCGUUCAGUGAAAAAUUAAUCAGUGCCUCCCAUCCAUCACAAUCAGCUCAUUUUGGUUUGUUUUGAACAGUAAUUUUGGUAUAUUUAAUGAAGACAUGCUGAGGUUUGGACUGUUUCCAGCAUUUUGAGCCCUGAUAACAACUUUACACCCACUCCAAGUGUCACCGUCUAAACCGAACUCUAGAUUUGUUCAGCAUGAUUUCUUCUCCAUAGCCAGCUUUGAGCAUUAAUGUCAUUGCAUGCUGUGUGUCACAGUUUCAGUGGCAGAACUAAUUUAAUGGCUAUGAUGCAGAGUAAUGGAUGUAGGCGCUGGUGUCCCCGAGUUUAAUCAGUUCCGUCAGAGAAAGUCAAACAGAGCGUUUUGGGUGACCCUUCAGUGGGCGAUGGGCGGCUGGUUAAAACAGACGCUCUCCUUUUCCUCCAGCUGAGGUUCCUUCAUGUAAAAACUGGAGAUUUUUCUGUGGAGUGACGCUGAUCAGUUGCACUGGAAUCGUUUUGCUCUUGUUGAACUGAACUUCAUAUCCUGUGAGCAGUGAGGAGAAAGACAAUAGUGAAUGUGCAGGGGUGAUUUUUUUUUUUAUAUUUAUUCUGUAUUUAUGAGGAAUGUUACUUUUGUCUGUUUUUUUUCUUGUCUUAUUUUUGCAAAGCUGUCUGUUGCUGUCGCAGUACUGACUCAGACAGUACUGACUCAGACAGUACUGACUCAGACAGUACUGACUCAGACAGUACUGACUCAGACAGUACUGACACAGACAGUACUGACACAGACAGUACUGACUCAGUGCCACGCUCUCCUCUGUUUCAGCCUAAGAAAAGAAAAUGUUGCUCGAAUUUAUUUCACGUAACGAUUCAGCUGCAGUUUGGUUCAAGUGCUGAAGCACCUUUUAAGUUUGUUACUGCACCGUGGUGUUCACGAUGAUCCAAUUUACAUUUUACACACUAACAUGCAAAAAAAGAAAAGCCAGUUUUCUGAUUAUUGUAAACUCUUCUGAGAGCCGCGAGGCCGUCUGCCUUGUUUCACCUGAGAUGAAACAAAUGUCAAAUACAUUAUAUGCAGUUUUAUUCUCUAUGCACAGGCCUGGCUCACUUAGUUUUGUUCCUUUGUUUGCAGAUGAUACCCUGUUGUAUUGUUAACCACAUCUGAGAACACAGGAGGUCUUUAAUAAGUUCGUUCUUUGUGGGAUCUGUGCUGAGAAAAGAGUUGAAAAAGUGAUUUCAUUACAUUCA
Molecule: messenger RNA, 5810 nt
Organism: Archocentrus centrarchus (flier cichlid)
Lineage: Eukaryota; Metazoa; Chordata; Actinopteri; Cichliformes; Cichlidae
Product: cullin-5-like
Exons: 19
Coding region: 149-2515 (788 amino acids)
Biological process (GO): ubiquitin-dependent protein catabolic process
Cellular component (GO): cullin-RING ubiquitin ligase complex
Molecular function (GO): ubiquitin protein ligase binding
Source: RefSeq, a predicted model, not a curated record